GUGGCUGCAAAGGGGAGAGCGGCGGGAGCCAAGUGGGGGAGGGUGAAGGAAACCCGGGAGAAGGCUUUCUCCAGCCCCCAAAGUUUUGAUGAUGACCAUGACUACGAUGGCUGACGGCUUGGAAGGCCAGGACUCGUCCAAAUCCGCCUUCAUGGAGUUCGGGCAGCAGCAACAGCAGCAGCAGCAGCAGCAACAGCAGCAACAGCAGCAGCAGCAGCAGCAACAGCAGCAGCAGCAGCAGCCGCCGCCGCCGCCGCCGCCGCCGCCGCCGCCGCAGCCGCACACUCAGCAGACCUCCCCGGCCAUGGCAGGCGCGCACUACCCUCUGCACUGCCUGCACUCGGCCGCGGCGGCGGCGGCGGCGGCCGGUUCCCACCACCACCACCACCAGCACCACCACCACGGCUCGCCCUACGCGUCGGGCGGAGGCAACUCCUACAACCACCGCUCGCUCGCCGCCUACCCCUACAUGAGCCACUCGCAGCACAGCCCUUACCUCCAGUCGUACCACAACAGCAGCGCGGCCGCCCAGACGCGCGGGGACGACGCAGAUCAACAAAAAACUACAGUGAUUGAAAACGGGGAAAUCAGGUUCAACGGAAAGGGGAAAAAGAUUCGGAAGCCUCGGACCAUUUAUUCCAGCCUGCAGCUCCAGGCUUUAAACCAUCGCUUUCAGCAGACUCAAUACCUGGCCCUUCCCGAGAGAGCCGAACUGGCUGCUUCCUUAGGACUGACACAAACACAGGUGAAGAUAUGGUUUCAGAAUAAGCGCUCUAAGUUUAAGAAAUUGCUGAAGCAGGGCAGCAACCCACAUGAAAGUGACCCCCUCCCGGGUUCAGCAGCCCUGUCACCGCGCUCCCCAGCCCUGCCUCCAGUGUGGGACGUUUCUGCCUCUGCCAAGGGCGUCAGUAUGCCUCCCAACAGCUACAUGCCUGGCUAUUCGCACUGGUACUCCUCACCACACCAGGACACCAUGCAGAGACCACAGAUGAUGUGACUUGUCUGAGGAAACGAUCUAGGGGAGCUUCUGAAGGAGGCAAGGAGGAUCCGGGACUGCAUCUGCCAAAAGGCCUAAGCAAUGAGCUCAGAGGAACUGUCCCUGUGAUCUGGACCUCUCCCCUCCUACCCCUCUCUGUCUGUCUGUCUCUCUCUUUCUCCUUUCCCAUUUCUCUCUCCUCUCCUCUUUUCCUCUACUUCCUUUCUCUCUUCCUCCUCUUCUUUCCUUGUUUUACAUCCCUUUUAAUCUUGCUUCUUUCUUAUCUUUAUUCCCUCUCCUCCCACCUUUCUUUUUUCUUCCUCUUCCCUUCCUUUCUCCAAUCUCCUGUCUUCAGUAACCUUAAUAAGCAACAUUGUAUCACACACACACACACACACACACACACACACACACACACCAGAGAGAGAGAGAGAGAGAGAGAGAGAGAGAGAGAGAGGUUGGCCUACAUGCCAGUGUUCUGGCAACCCAUCACUGUAAGGAUAUUUUCCCUCACACCAUGGGAUCCAGGCCCAGAGCCUCCUCUUUGGGAUUCUCCGUCCAAAUAACUUUUUUAAAACAGAUAAUCUUCACCGGCAGAAGAAUCUGCACAAUCAUGGCAGCAUUUUUGCUUAUUUAAUGAGUUUAAGACAUUAUGUGAUAAAAGGCAAGGAUUUUGGACUCCGGAAUUUUUGUUUACCAAUCCAUGACGGAACA
Psammomys obesus (fat sand rat) is the source of this 1690-nucleotide messenger RNA. It is a transcript of the gene Dlx6, whose product is annotated as distal-less homeobox 6. The record is from RefSeq and is a predicted model, not a curated record. The transcript has 3 exons. Bases 89 to 997 code for a protein of 302 amino acids. Gene Ontology annotation, biological process: embryo development; cell differentiation; regulation of transcription by RNA polymerase II. NCBI's taxonomy places the organism in Eukaryota, Metazoa, Chordata, Mammalia, Rodentia, Muridae. Gene Ontology annotation, molecular function: RNA polymerase II cis-regulatory region sequence-specific DNA binding; DNA-binding transcription factor activity, RNA polymerase II-specific.